This is a messenger RNA of Zootermopsis nevadensis, 4945 nucleotides long. RefSeq lists its product as uncharacterized. Gene Ontology annotation, cellular component: nucleus. The record is from RefSeq and is a predicted model, not a curated record. Gene Ontology annotation, molecular function: DNA-binding transcription factor activity, RNA polymerase II-specific; RNA polymerase II cis-regulatory region sequence-specific DNA binding. Gene Ontology annotation, biological process: muscle organ development; regulation of transcription by RNA polymerase II; cell development. NCBI's taxonomy places the organism in Eukaryota, Metazoa, Arthropoda, Insecta, Blattodea, Termopsidae.
CCACUUGUGAGAACUUUCUUACGUUCAUUUUAAUUUUAAGUUUUACAGUGUAGCCUUUCUACCGGUGAGAUGGAUUAACGAUGGUCGUGGACAAUAUAAGAAGGAACGUUUUUUUUCUCUUAAUAUUGUUUCGUCCUUUCAAAGUUUUAAACAUAUGACAUAUACGCUGCGAGAUGAUUUUGGUUACAAUGUGGGAGAUCUCGCCAAUGGAGGCCCACAGUCCCGAAAUAAACUGGUCGCUCAGAGCGAGCGAGUGAGCUCAGGAGUGGAGUACCGUCUUUGCAGUUUGCGCGUUACAAGUACACCAACAACGCACAACAAAACAAGAAAGCCACACCCCCGCCAUCUUGGAUUAUAUAGACCUUCAGCUCUGGAGUGUGAUUAUGUCCAUACUAGGAGGAUACGGCAUAACCAAGAACGUCAUAAUCGUUUGAAGAUAAAUGAACGUAAAGUUGCUCAAGACUGAUGCAAACUACAAUCAAAAUUAUCCUUCAAUAUCACUAAUUUUUUUAAGAUCUCGGUAAAAUUUGGAAUUACUCUUAUGAGUAAUGACAAAAGGAAACAGAGCGUGUUGAUUUGUUUUAAUGCCUUAUUUGUAAACAUGGUCACGGAAAAUUCUAAUUCUUGUCAAAACCAUCGCCACCACCAUAAGCACCAUCGUCACCACCAUAAGCACCACCGCAGACACAGCAGCUGUAAGGAUAAUGUUGACACUAAAAGACUUAAGAAGCUUAUAAACAAUGACACAGCCGGUGCCAGGAAUGGAGAGGAAGGCAGGUCCAGAGAGGUGUCUGAGGAAAAGUCCGGUACCACCAAACAAGAAAGAAAACACCUUGCAGGAAGGGUGUUGAGGAAUAGACGAUAUAAACGACCCUUCGAAGAUAAUCGCCACACGAAGCGUCUGUUUACACCAGAGAUAAAGCGGUUCCUGAAAAGUUGGCUGGUCAGGCGACGUGACAACCCGUACCCUAGCCGGGACGAAAAGAAGGACCUUGCCGUGCAGACAGGACUCACGUACAUACAGAUAUGCAAUUGGUUUGCAAAUUGGCGUCGCAAACUGAAGAAUGCGGGAUGUGAAGCUCCGCACCAUACAUGGGGUAAUCUAAUCAAAAGCUACAACACAAAAGCUCAGGGUAAUGUGGAGCAGUUCAGCCUGUGUUCUGAUGAUAGCAUUUGGGAGGAACAAGAGAUUUCUGACAGAGAACAUGAUGAAACGAAUGGAGUUGGAGAAACUGUUGCACCACUGUCAUAUGUGAUCAAUGCCACAGCAAUGGAUCACAGCUAUUCUACUUUAUAUCAUCAACAAAAUUCACAUACUUCAUCCGCUGCACUGCUAAUGGAAAACAUGAAUUCAGAAACCAGAUCUCAGAACCAUCAUAACGAACAGUGUGUGAAUUUUACAGUGUCAACCAAACGGUUACGAUCAGAAAUGACCGGUACAGUAAAACCGGAACACGCGGUUCCCCUAGAUCAGUCUUCGGGUUCUACCAAUAAAUACAAGAAUGUCAUCAUGGAAAAAUACCUAACAGAUCUGAGAGUUUGCCAGGAGUUGUCAUCAGAACCCACUAUCAUGAAGAGAGAGACAAUGUCAUCACGACAAACAAAGAAACACUGCAGAGAUUCUGAAAGUGACAAUGUAGAAUUUGGACAACAUAACACUGAUGGCAAUAUCUAUACUGAUACAUCAUGCAACAGAGUUAUAGAAAGUGGUAUUAUAAAUAAUGGUUGUGGAAAUAUUACUAGAAAAUGUAAAUGCCAAAAGAAAGAUGAAAGUCAUCCUCUAGAAUUAUCCAAAUGGUUAGAAAGUGCAGCCAAAUUCAAGCCAGGACAAAACUAUGUAACGUGGUCCGGCAAGAACACCACAUGGCAAUCAAGUUCUUGUGAAAUAAAGGAGGCCCCACAAUGGAAUGUGACAGCAACUGAUGGAGGAAACUACUGGUCAAUUGGACAACACCACAGGGAAGAACUUGAUGCUGCUGAGGCACUGACUCAUCUCUCAAACCUUCAUCAGUGAAUUGCAAUCAUACAAAAGACUGGGAAGAAACAGAAGCAUCCUAAAGAUGCUGGAGACAUUAGCUACAACUCAGAUAAUGGGGAGGAUAUAUGUGAGCAUACAAUGUUCAUGUCCAAAAUAAUGAGAUAAAAUGUAAUUCAAGACUUUCGGAUAACGCACGCAUAAGGACUAAUAGGUAAUCAGAUGGUUUCCAGUAUUUAAUUCAGAUUGUUCUAGAUAUUGUCUCUUUAGAAUUCAUACUUCAAACUUGAAUUUCAGCUAAAUCGACAAUUUAAAAGAUGUAUUACCAUGUUACAAAUUACAAGAAACAGACAAACCAACAAUUUCUUAGACUAGUAAAUUAAUUCCAAAUGUUACUAAACAUUCCACAUGGCAGCUGAAAAUAUGAAAGGGGAAUGUCUUGUUUUAUAUCGUAAAACUUGUAUCUUUAUAACAAAGAACAGUAUCUAUCAGCCCUGUGUUUUGUUUCUGGAUGACAAUUGCAUCUUGUGCCAGUCUGGUUCACAUAAUAUACAGAGCAUGUGUUCUCAACCUUUUCCAGACCUGGGGCCACAUUCUACCUUUCUUACUCAUUCACAAGUCACAGAAUUAUAAAUUUAUUAAACACCACAGCAAUCUUUUAAAAUGCUACUAAAUUAGGCCUUCAAUUUGAAAAUAAGUUAAUAUAUUAAGUUAGUCAAUAAUUUUCAGUAACAAAAUUAAGUCUUUGGUGACAUUUGACAGCACUUUUACUAGAGUAAUCUUUCAGUAUCAGGUUAAUUUCUGUUGCAUUUCAUACACGUCCCUACAACUGUUCAUCAGUAAAACGCAUCCUAGUUUUGAUUUGAUGUCCUUCAUUAAAAUGAACAGCUGCUCACGACUGGUAAUGCCAAAUACUGACAACACUAACAAAUCAUGUUUUAUGAUAAAAGAAACUACUUUUCAUCAUACAGAGUGACACAGCACUACAAUAAAUGUAUGUCAGCUGCACAGAACACAUCAGUGGGUUGCAUGUAGCCCAUGGCUUGAGAACCCCCCGAUUAAGAACUUAGCUGUCCCCAUCUUGAUAUCGCUCACCUCCUACCCAAUUGGUAUCAAGGGAACUUUUAGUAGAAGUAAAGUGACAGUGAACUUCCAUCUAAUACCAAGAUUAAGAAUGUGUAACGCAUUAAUCCACCUCCAAAUAUGCCUUUUUUAUGUGGUAAUUUUUACUCGUUUAUUUAGAAUACUGAUAAAAUGAGGAUUGUCACCAAAUUGCUUCCAGGGUACAGAGGACUUCAUCCUCCUUAUUAUGCAGCCUGAAGUAACCAGCACAGUGAUGUUAGCUUUGCUAUUCUGUGAGUUCUGAACUGUCUUCACUGCCUUGGGCUCUGUUGUUGCGUUGCGAUGUUGUACAGUUUUGCUGCGACCUUGAAGCAUGCAAUUUGGUGAUGGAUACUGUAUAGGUUGAACAAAAAAUGGAAGAUGAUAUUUAUUAAAUACUUUACAUUACGUACUCUUUGGUGAGAUAGGUACUAGCUAAUAAAAAAUUAAAUUUAACUUAAACAGAUCAAUGUCACUAUAAUUUGUGCGAGAAGAACAACUUCUGCAACUGAUGCUCAUUGCAUCAACACAGACUGCCAUGAUGAAUGUUUUGAAUAAAUUAUCAGUGACACUUCAGCAUUUGUAUGAAAAAUUAAACAGUUCAUGUUAAUAAAUUAUUAUAGUGACUACAUUAAACUUUCAUAGGACAUUAAUGGAUGUAUAAAACUGAAUAUUACAUAAAUCUUCAUUAGACUUGCUGUAAGUGGCUCAGUGGUGCUAAAACCACUGGUGUUAGAUUUGUAGUUUAUAAUCCAAAAUUAAUUAAUAUUUAGGCCAUGUGUACAGUAGACUCCCAGUUAUCAAAGUUGGUUGGGAAAUAUAUUUCCUAUAUAAUCAAAACCACAAACAAUCUGCAAAAUUUAAAGAAAAGCAUGCAAAUGUAACAAAUAUGUAAGUUCAUUUACAGACAUACAUUACUUACGUUCUUAAAGAAAUUUAUAUAAUAUUUAAUAAAGUUUUAAAAAUUAUUUUUUUUAAAAAAGGAUUCUAAUGGAUAGUAACAAUGUUCUUUAGUCUUAAACUUCAGGUUGUAGCAAGAAUUGAUUUAGGUUAAUAUGGUAAAUAAUGCCAUUGUUGUAUUUAUUUUUAAAUGUUUUUAAAUUUCACAAUAUAUUUUCUAAAUGAAUUUUUAAUUUACAUUUAAAUCAGAGAUGUCCCACAUAAUCCAUCCCAGAUAAUCUGGAGUCUACUGUAUUUACAAGUACUUCAGAAGAAUUAGUAUGAUCAUUUCCAAGCUCCUCAUCUGUACACAUGUCGAUAAAUACAUAGAUAAUUCAUGGCCAGUUAAAAAUAGAAGCUUAAUCUGAAAAGGAAACUGAUUUGCAGAAACAUCAUGAUCACUCAAUUAACACUGCACCAAAAAUCACAUCUUUCAAUAUAUAAUUUUACAGGAAUACAAAGAAUGUUCAUAUGUCUCUAAGAUUUUUCCCAAGAAAUUGUUUAAUUUGAUCAUUUGCUACAUAAUGUGCAGGGUUAACACAAACAAUAUUUAACCUGAAGUGGAAAAGUCAAUGGUAAGGAAAACAAAUCUCCAUUAAGAAAUGUUUCUGCGUUCUUCCAAAAAAGAAUUGACAAUUUCUUAAAUAUAUAUCUGGUAAAUAUAAGGCCCUCUCAAGAGAUAACUGUGUUCAAUUAAUUAAGAAAAUCUCUUUUGUCUCAGUGAAAAGAUUUUUGUACAAUUUUUUAAGUUGCCAAUUUUUGUAUGAUAUUAAUAUGGCAAAAUAUUUCCAAUACUAAAAUGUAUGGCUCAUCUAUACAAUGUAAAUAUGAUCCCUGAUGUUAAUACUCAUUUCAAGUGCCUAAAUUCCAUUAAAGCUGUGAUCUCAAGAAGGCUACGUCAGCUAAUUUGUGGUGUGUGUCAGUGCAGAA